This is a messenger RNA of Serendipita indica DSM 11827, 1047 nucleotides long. NCBI's taxonomy places the organism in Eukaryota, Fungi, Basidiomycota, Agaricomycetes, Sebacinales, Serendipitaceae. The record is from the annotation of a GenBank genome assembly.
AUGGUGUCCAUCCUAGACCAACUCAUCGAUGCCCGCAAGGAUAUUCAGCUCUCGAGGUACCUCACUAUCAUGUCACUGGCGAUCAUAACUUACGAUUGGGUACUCGGGUUCAGUAAUGAGCUUAUGCUCUUCAGCAAGUCUCGCUUCUCGUUGGGCAAAAUAUUGUACUACUUUAUCCGCUUUCUCAGUUUCUUUGGAUUGUCGUUGAUGACAUAUCACAUUUCGAACUUUCGAUCCGAUUUUUCCCGCUCGAUGUGUGUCAUCUUCACCUGGGUCUGGCCUCUCACCCUCAGCUUCAUGAUGUUCCUCUGCUACUGGCUAUUAACCCUUAGACUCAUUGCCUUGUAUCGUUCAAAAUCUCUCGUCGUCUAUGGCUCGUACGCCAUGCUUUGUCUCUCCUUUACUGCCACAGCCAUUUGCGUCGUGCGCGUUCAGCUAACCUACACCAAACUUGUGUUUUAUAUUGAGCCACUCGAGAUAUGCGGAUUGCUCAGCCACGGACGUGAUAUUGCCACCGCGUUUUAUCCGUCCUUAAUCUUUGAAACCACUUUGACGGUGGUGACUGCUUACCGUGCAUGGGGUGACGUCCGAGGGCAAGCCGGUCAACAACUCGUCCCGUUACUCGUUGUUCUCUAUCGAGAUGGUGCAAUAUUCUAUUUUAUCAUUGUCGCCGUACGCGCGUGGAACAUUUACAUCUUCCUCACACAACCUUUGACGACAAUGUACCUCGCCAUAAGUGUCAUGUGGGCGGCGUUCACCAUCCUCACAACGAGAGCGUACCUGAACCUGUGUGAAGCUGCCAUCGUCCGCCAGCCAGAGGCAGCCGCAGUCGCGACCGUCAUGACCGUCCUCAGCCACAACCACAGCUACUCACAAUCCCACCCGCCACAGCAGUACAGCUCACACUACAAUCACGUAACCUCCUCCGCCAGCCAUCACAUCUCGGGUCACCAUCAGGUGGACGAAUCAUUCGAAUUGAAUGGGGCAUCUAUUCCGGCUUACCACUCGACUCACCCGGCGGUUCUGCGCAAGCUGAGAAGCCUGUAA